This is a messenger RNA of Periophthalmus magnuspinnatus, 796 nucleotides long. Its product is annotated as transmembrane protein 222-like. Lineage: Eukaryota; Metazoa; Chordata; Actinopteri; Gobiiformes; Gobiidae. The record is from RefSeq and is a predicted model, not a curated record. Bases 40 to 591 code for a protein of 183 amino acids. The transcript is spliced from 7 exons.
AAAAUCCUUGCGUAACCGUGCGUCAGUCAUCGCAGAGUGAUGGCGGAGGUGGAUGAAACGGACAUUAUGAUGAACUACCACGGAGAUUUUUUGAAAGGCGACAGAAAACACACCCGUUACCCUUACUGCAUCGUUUGGACCCCCAUCCCCAUGCUAUCGUGGGUGCUUCCCUUCAUUGGUCACAUGGGCAUAUGCACGUCGACUGGAGUAAUCCGGGAUUUUGCAGGGUCAUAUUAUGUAUCAGAGGACAACAUGGGGUUUGGAAGGCCAACAAAAUACUGGAAAUUAGAUGUUGAUAAGGUCUGUGGAAACGGUGCUGCUACGUGGGAUAAAGCUGUCCAUGAUGCAUCAGAAGAGUACAAAUCUAGGCCGCACAAUCUUUGCUUUGAUAACUGUCAUUCUCAUGUUGCAAUGGCUCUGAACCUGAUGCGCUACGAUAACAGCACAUCCUGGAACAUGAUGAACCUGUGUGCGCUGUCUCUGGUUCAUGGGAAACAUGUGAGCUGGGCUGCAUUUUUCAAGACCUGGCUGCCUUUCAUCAUGCUCAGUGGAGUCCUCACUACUUUUAUCCUGACAUUCAACUUACACUAAUGAGCGCCAUGACUCAAAGACUUGCAGCUACCAGUUCCAUAUUAAUAAAAGACAGUGAAGAAUGUGUUUGACAUUGUGGCUAAUGUAUUCUCCCAUGAUGAUUCACUCAGAAUUCAUCAUUUACCUGUGUGGCAAUUUGACUGGCUACCAAAGAUGAAAAUUAUAUGGGUCCGUAUGUAUAUUACAGUAUACGCCCAGUACAGUA